AUAAUGUAUACUUUUAUAUGUAUUUUAAUGAUUUUAUUCUUGCCAGCAUGAUGCAAGGAGUAUCAUGUGUCUAUAUUAGGGCUUGGGCCUCUAUUGGGGACAGGCAUAUAGUUACUAUACGAUUACUAAAAUUUUUGUCAUACAUUUUGAAUAAUGUAUUACUUUAACAUAUAAAUUAAUCAAAUAUUACAGUAAAAGCUAUGUAUGAAAAGAUAUAUGAAUGUUUUUACCAGAAAGGUUCCCAGCACAGAACACAAAGAUAACCACGCCCUUACCCAUCCGAAGCCACGCCCCUUCCUCCUCUCCCUAGUCCAUGCAUGGUCUCUCCCUUCCUCCUCCUCUCUUCCUCAUGUGAGAUGAGGAGAAGUUGAACAUUUUCCUGCCAUUGAUUCACAUCAGGAGGACAUACCGGGGACUAUUUGAAAUACUUCACUUUUUUUUUUACACGUUUCUAGUUCAUAACAACAGGCGGGAAAUAUUUCACAUCGAUGCCAACUAAUUAAGUGGGAGGUUCCGGUCGGACAGCUGACGCACGCGCACGGACUGACUUGUCUGUUUAAUUAACGGCGCUUUUUUGUUUGUCUGUUUGUGUAAAUCCAUAUUUUUUUUUGUACAUUUGUGUUUAUUGAACGAGUUGUGCCGAAGAGUGACUCCAGGAUGAACAGCAACAAAAUCGAGAAGGAGAACGAGCAGACUGAAUUCCACGAAGAAGAGGUCCGAACUCUGUUUGUGAGCGGGCUACCACUGGAUAUUAAACCACGAGAGCUCUACCUCCUCUUCAGACCAUUUAAGGGUUAUGAAGGUUCAUUGAUAAAGUUUACUUCAAAACAGCCGGUGGGGUUUGUCAGCUUUGACAGUCGAUCAGAGGCAGAAGCUGCUAAGAAUGCCUUGAACGGGGUCCGUUUUGAUCCAGAGAUCCCGCAGACUCUCCGGCUGGAGUUUGCCAAGGCCAACACCAAGAUGGCCAAGAACAAGCUGGUGGGCACCCCCAAUCCACUUCCCUCCCAGCAGAGCCCUGGACCACAGUUCAUUAGCCGAGACCCUUAUGAGCUCACAGUGCCCGCUCUCUAUCCCAGCAGCCCAGACGUGUGGGCGUCAUACCCGCUGUACCCGGCGGAGCUGUCGCCAGCCCUCCCACCCGCUUUCACCUACCCCUCCUCGCUCCACGCUCAGAUCCGUUGGCUCCCACCUGCAGAUGGAACUCCUCAGGGAUGGAAGUCAAGACAGUUCUGCUGAAGUUCCUGAUGUGUGAUGGUGGCCUCGGCCGGCUGUGACGGGCGUUGCCGACUGGACCUCUCUGGUCCACUUAGAAGCUAGGAGGACUGACGCCGGACUUCACGAGCAGCCAACCGUCGGCAGCCUCUGAGGACAUAGCAGACCCCCGCCUCCAUCACACAUCGAGAACCCACCACCUCCUAACUCUUUUCUUUUUUUUUCUUUUUUUUUUAAAGCUACACCUCCCUUUGUGAAACCUUUAUGCAUUGGAAGUGUGAAUGAAGCGCCUCCUCGUGGCUAUUAUUAUUAUUACUACUAUUAUUAUAAUAUACUUAUUCACGUUAGUACAUGUUGGAGCAUGACUUUGCAAAAAAAAAACAAACAAAAAAUAAACCAACAUUGUACAUUGGGAGAUAUUUUCCAGAAAGGUAUUUUUGUAAUCUAAACGUUGAGCUGGAGUGUGCAUUUAAAGCUUAAAUACAUUCAAAUCUUUUUCUUUGCCCAUAUGAGAGUGCAAUACCAAAGCCGUCCUCUUGGUGUGCUCUUUGUCCUGUCAUAGUUACAUGAAAGCCCCCAUGCUAUAAUUAGCAAACAGCAACACACCAAAAGCAUUUUAUUUGCAACUAUUCCCAUUUUUUGACACCUUUAUUGUCCGAUUUUUUCACUCCAACUCUUUUGUCUAUUUCUUGGCAGCCAAAUGAUUUUUUUUUUUUUUUUUUUUACAAAUAAAAUGUACGUAAUAAAUGUACAUAAUAAUGAAGGGAAGAUGAAAAGAAACAUUUUUGUUUGUUUGCUACAUCUGCUGUAACAAUUGCUGUCCCAAUUUAUAAUUAUCCCAUAUCUACAGUCUAUAGCCGUGGUGGGGAGCAAAUCCGAAUCAUUUUUGUUCGAUAUUUUAACGGCAAAAUUUGUAAUGUUUGGCUUCUGGGAGCUAAACAAUUUUCCUGAUUUAUCAAUAGCCUAAUCACUGUACGUACAAUCAUACGAAGAAGUGUUAAGGUCAAGAUGCAAAGCAAAUUACGAGGAAAAAAAAAGUCGUAAUGGUACAUGAUUGGCAUUGUAACGAGAUUACUACAAAAAACUAUUACAUAACAAUAACAUAUGACAAUAAUAGGUUGUUUCCAGAAAAAAGGUGAAAAAAGUCUGAAUAUUACAAGAAAAAUGUUGUAACGGUACAAAAUGAAAGUCAUAAUAUUGCGAGAAAAAUGUCCCAAUUUAGAAGAAAAAAGCUGUAGUGGUACAUAAAGUCGUAAUAUUACAAAAAUAAUCUUAAUAAUAUAGUGUUUUUAUGUCAUGAGAAUAGUUAAAUAGUUGUAAAAACAAUACAAAAUAGUCAUUUAAUGUCUUGAAAUUAUUAGGAAAUAGCUAUAUUGAAUUCAAGCUAUCAUGGUAUUAUGAGACAAAAGUUGUAAAAGAAUAUUAUAAUAUUGAAUAAUAUAAAUAAUAAAGUUGAAUAUAAUCUAAUCUAAUUAUAAGAAAAAGACAAUGGUAAUUUGCUGUGUAUUACAAAAAUGCUAUAAAUGUAUUAAGCAUUAUAAAAUAAGCAUAUCGAUACAAUGAAAAAAAGUGCAUGGCAACAUUAUGUUUACAACUUUAUGUUUGUAAUUACAACUUUAUUCUCACAAUAUUAUGACUUUACUGUCAUUCAACACAAAAAAUUGUCUCGCAGUAUUACUACUUUUACUGUCCAAUUUCGACUUUUUUCUAUUAUUCUCUGCCUUUUAUCGACUUUGCAACCUUAAUACUCUUUCAGAUUAGUCAUUAAUGAAUAUGGAUAAUAUGCACAUUAUUUUUGAUUUCAUGAGAAUCUAUUGUUUUUGGGUUGGGUUGAAGCAUCGACUUUAUUAGAACAAGUAUUUAUGAAGUGUGUGUGUGUGUGUGUUUUUAUUAUUAUUAAGGGUGUUGUUUUUAAGAAGAUUAAUGAAGAAGCCAAGCAUUCUAUUAUUAUUCUUAUUCAAUGUAUUGUAUUAUUGUAUAUUCAUUUUCUAGCUGUGACUACUGUAUGUAUGAUAUAUAAAUACUGUAUCAUUCACUGUGAAAUACAACGGUCCUUUUUUUUUUUGUCUAUUUUGGCUGCCGUAUGGUACAGCAAAAAAAAAAAAAAAAAAAACCCUAACAAAAAACUCAAAGUGGGUGCAUUUUUCUGUUCAUAUUCACAGCAUGUAUGUGUUUGUGUGUGUGAGUGCAUGUGUGAGUGUUUAUGUAUGUUAUGUAUGUAUGUGUGUGUGUUUUAUUUAGCCGCAGAAACGUGAGAAACGGCAUUCAAUGAAUUUUUUUUUUUUUUUAAAAACAAAAACAUGUUUUUAUGAAAAUGUUAAGAGACCGUUUGCCAUUAAAGAUUGACAAGAUCCUCAGUGA
Doryrhamphus excisus (bluestripe pipefish) is the source of this 3573-nucleotide messenger RNA. Its product is annotated as RNA-binding protein with multiple splicing-like. The record is from RefSeq and is a predicted model, not a curated record. Gene Ontology annotation, molecular function: RNA binding. Lineage: Eukaryota; Metazoa; Chordata; Actinopteri; Syngnathiformes; Syngnathidae.